AUGGCCCGGUCGUACGGCGGCCGGGUGCUGGCCGCGAUGACCCUGCUGGGCAUCCCCGCGGCCGUGCUGGCGGCGCUGGGAGCGCAGCUGCUGUUCCAGCUGCAGGCGGGCCGCGCGGAGCUGCGGGGACUGCGCGCCGACGGGCUCGGCCCCGAGCUGGGUGCCGGCCCCGGGCUGCCAGAGGACGCGGCCGGGGCGCUGCUGCCGCUGGCCGCCGCGCUCGCCGCGCUCGCGCUGGUGUUGGGCCUCACCUGCCUUCUGCUCGCCGCGCUCUGCGGCCACCUGGGCGCCGAGCUGGCGCGGGGGCCCGGCCCCGGCAGGUCUGACUGGUUUCUCUAUGACUGCCGCCUCCUCAGACACGUGGCCCUUGGCCUUUUCUGCUGUGGGGUCUCUGUCUACUUAGCAGCAUUGUCCAUCUAUGCCCUGCUGCUCUUUGAGAUCGAGACAGGUGCAGCAGCCGCCUCCAUCCUUGGAGUGGGUGCUCUGGUCCUGGUGGCGGCGCUGACCCACACUCUGCUCCGAGCUGCCCGGGCCACCCGCCGCGGUCUCCAUGAACUGUCCCCACCGCACGUUGAAGACGACCCUGUCCACCCUGCUAGAGUCUCCAAGGCCAGCCCCGGGGCUCCACCCCAGCAGGGUACCCACCGCCGGACCCCCUACUCAUCCUUCCCAGAACCUGGGGGCCCCCUUAGACCCACGUUCGCUGCUACAGCACCUGUAGCCAUGGGGGGAGGCCGGGAGACCAGCCUGCCUUUAUCCUACAUGCACCGGACACUGUCGGUUGGCAGGGGGCACUGGGAAGGGGUGACCCACGAGAUGCGCAGCAUGCUAGGCCACCGGCCAGGGGGCUCAGGGAAGGACUCCACACUGGUGUGA
Messenger RNA from Neomonachus schauinslandi (Hawaiian monk seal), 876 nucleotides. It is a transcript of the gene TMEM221, whose product is annotated as transmembrane protein 221. The transcript is spliced from 3 exons. Lineage: Eukaryota; Metazoa; Chordata; Mammalia; Carnivora; Phocidae. The coding region runs from base 1 to 876 and encodes 291 amino acids. The record is from RefSeq and is a predicted model, not a curated record.